AUGGGCGUCUGGGUGCGAGCGCUGCUGGCGCUGGCGCUCCUGCUGGCGCUGCUUGGGGGCCAUGCGGAGGCCAAGCUCCAAGCCAAGCCCAUCUUCCUGACCUACUCUUCCUUCUCGCCACACCCUAAGAGCUGGCAAUACUGGUGGCAGGAUGACUUGAAGACGGGGAAAGUGAGGGAGACGGGGCGCAGCAUCAUUGAAUCGUGCUUCCCCUACAAUCAAAUCAUUCCGCGGAAGGGGAAGCUCAAGCUGAGCGCUGUUCAGCAUAACAACCCGACUGCCCUCAUUGACCUGUCGCUGCGGCUGUACCGCCCCGAUUUGAAGUUUAUCACGGGCAUCCAGAUCAAUCCCGCGUGCAAGAAGAAGAACCUGCUGGACGCGGGUUUGUCCUACGGGCCUGUGGGCUGCAAGAACGACAUCUUCCGCCUCGCCAUGAGCCCCAAAAACUGCACCGACUUGGGCGGCACCGUCACCGCCAUCGACACCCGCCGGCCCUCUGGCAACCUCCUGUACCCCAACCUCGACUGCACGUGGGUGGAGGAUGUGCCGUACGACAUGACCAAAGUGGUUGGCGGAAGGGCGAUUGUGCCCGCCAGCGGCAGCGUGAUGUACGAGGUGCUGGCCAACUACCACCAGUGGAGGGAUGACUGGCCAUUCGGGUUCAUCGAUCCUCCGGCUGCAAAGGAGCGUACCCUGCAGAUCCUGGGCUUCAUGCCCGUCUCGCUGGAGGACGAGCCGGGCAAGGCGUGCAAGGCGCCCUACUGCGGCUGGAGCCUGGAGCAGCAGACCACCCUGGAGAUGAAGAGCUGGUCGGACGACACACAGUUCACUGUGGUUGCAAUGAGCCCCAUCCUGCUCAUCCCCAUCGGCGGCAACUGGCGCCUGAAGCUGAAGGCCUCCCGCAUCCGGGAGCCGCCCAAUUCCAGGACCCCCGGGUACGAAGUGUCUCGCUACCUCAUCACCUUUGACGACGACCUGCUCAAGGCAAGGCGCCAGCUGGGCAGCAGCCGGGCAGCCCUGUGCAUCAUCAUGGCCACCCUGAGCACCUACAUCGAAGUUGUCCCGCCCUGCCCCAAGAAGCCCAAAGUUCCAUUCGCGACCUUUGUGGACACGGAGAGCCAAGGCUACUUCACCGCGACGGAGCUGGCGAAGGGGAAGAAGGUGGACGACGCGUCCAGCCUGCAGCACUCGUGGCCGUGGGGCAUCCCCCGCACCUCCUUUGUCCUGGAGUCCUUUGACCUCUCCUUCCUCUCCCCCAAGGCCCAGCUCACCUUUGGAUCCCUCUUCAUGCUCGUCUCCAGCGCCUUUGACGAGACAGCCAAGUCCUCCCAGAAGUUCACGGUGGAGGUGUACGACGGCGCCAAGAAGCACUCCACCGGCGCGCCCUGCAUGCCGCCCGUGUGCCCCGGCGCCAUCAAGCUGGGCUCUGGCAGCUUCAAGGGCACGCGCUUCAAGACCAAGGCCGACAGGAUGCAGUACCUGGAGCUGAAGCUGUCUCCCGACAAGAUUGCCAAGUAUGCGGGCAGUAAGGAGCGGCUGCAGCUGGCGCUCAUGAUUCCGGCCCUCAACAAGGACCGCAUCGACGGGCUGAGGUUCAGGGCGGGGGACAGCGGCAGCCCGCCCUUCCUGGUGCUCAAGGCCAGCUGCAAAGCCUGA
Molecule: messenger RNA, 1656 nt
Organism: Chlorella variabilis
Lineage: Eukaryota; Viridiplantae; Chlorophyta; Trebouxiophyceae; Chlorellales; Chlorellaceae
Product: expressed protein
Exons: 10
Coding region: 1-1656 (551 amino acids)
Source: RefSeq, a predicted model, not a curated record